Messenger RNA from Drosophila novamexicana, 1199 nucleotides. RefSeq lists its product as uncharacterized. NCBI's taxonomy places the organism in Eukaryota, Metazoa, Arthropoda, Insecta, Diptera, Drosophilidae. The record is from RefSeq and is a predicted model, not a curated record. Bases 81 to 1082 code for a protein of 333 amino acids. The transcript has a single exon.
UCCACAAAAGUUAUCUACACACAAAUGAUUAAAUACACACAUAAAUAUAUUUGUAAAAAUCUGAAAAUUGUUCACUGAAUAUGCAGAACGAGAACCGUCGAAACAGCUACGAUGUUAUUUCCAUACCAUCCUAUGAAUCGAUUCCAGUUAAGUCGGAAAGUUCACAUCCAUCGCAGGAUGCAGUCAGAGUAACGAGCCAAAUGGUCUUCAAUCUGAAAUGUAAUGCCGAUGGCAAUGUACCGCUUCCUUUUUUGCCGUUCAAUGCGCCAACACCGCCAGUUUCCGAGGCUGGGGAUACAGAUUUUCUCGAUUCAGAUCCAUUGUCGAAAGACACCUUAGCCUUUAAUGUUUCAGAUAUUGAAGCUAGUAUUGAAGUGUUCUGUCCACAGCUCAUGAUUAUCUAUGGGCAGGGUGAUAUUAAUUGUGCCCUAUACUUUUUAAUUGACUCUCUACAUCGGCCCUUUCAAUCGAAUGCGGUGGUCACGGUGCUCGUGGAGGAGAGCAUGCGCGAUGAGUUGGUGGAGCGCAUUCUUGCGCAGAUGCGACCGCUGUGCGAACGAGAGGCCACACAUUCCAGCUAUCGGGCCUCAGUGAAGGCGCUUCAGGAUCUCCAUUUGGAUGUAAUCACUGCCAGCGAGAAGCAAGUUCCACCGCCAUUGGCCACGCCCAUUGUGGUCUGCAAUGGCCGGCAUAGUCUGCUGGGCUUCGGUCCGACAGGUGUCAUCUGCCUGCACACCUUCCGCACCACAAACGAGAUCAUCGAUAUAUGCCGCAAGGACAAUGUGAACUUUGAGAGCGUCAACAUUUGGAACGAGUCUGUGGAGGGUCUCUACCAGCUGGUCGUAAACCUCGACUGCUCCAACUUCUUCUUCAACUGCUGUAAUGUGAACUUGGGCCCCAUUAUUCCAUCACAUGCCGUGAACAAAAUUGAUGUGCACAUUGUCGAUCGCUUCCACUAUGAGACUCUGCAGGUCAAUGAGAAAAAGAAGAUCAUAGUAUUUCCGAUAGGUGAGCAUUUAGCCCAGCGAAGUACAGAAGAUCGCAGAAUUUCGCUGGCUCCCAUUGUCUUCCUCAAUGAAUGAGCCCAUCUUGGCUUCCAGCUUCCUCAUUAUCACCUUUUUGGCUGGCACGUUUCGGGAGUUUCCGAGAUACAAAUUCGUUCAAUUGUUUAUGCCAAAAAUAUAUAAAUUUCCAUCAAU